AUGGUCCGCAUCAAGGAGAGAUACCUGCUCGUCAACAUUCUUUACCCGCCGGAUCCCCCAAAGACUACCAAAACCUCUGUGCCCGACUCUGUCGUUCAGCAUCAACCUACCGUCGAGAAGCUGACGCCGGCGGCGCUCCUCAAGGCCAUCAGAGCAGAGGUCGCAGCCCUGUUUGGCGACUACGGAUUGGGGGCCCUCGAAGGCCACCUAUCAGUCAAAUAUCUGUCCUUGGCCACCUCAACCUUUAUCCUCCGAUGCGCCAGGGCACAUUAUCAGAUGCUCUGGGCAGCCCUCUUCCUCAUGGAUCGCGUCCCCGCUAAGGGCGGGCGACCUUGCAUCUUCCGCGUCGUCCGCGUCAGCGGCACCAUGCGCAAGGCCGAGGAAGAAGCCAUUCGCCAGGCCAGGGGGCUCAUUCUGGCUGCCAAGCAAGAAGCUUCGUCGGCCCCGGCUCACCCGACCGCUGCCGACCAAGACGUGAGGGGUUCCUUCGCGCUCGACACCACCGACAGUGCCAGCGACGAUGCCGCCAUGGACCAAGAUGACGGCUGA
This is a messenger RNA of Hirsutella rhossiliensis, 549 nucleotides long. Its product is annotated as rpp14/Pop5 family domain-containing protein. Gene Ontology annotation, molecular function: ribonuclease P RNA binding. Lineage: Eukaryota; Fungi; Ascomycota; Sordariomycetes; Hypocreales; Ophiocordycipitaceae. The record is from RefSeq and is a predicted model, not a curated record. Gene Ontology annotation, biological process: tRNA 5'-leader removal. The transcript is spliced from 2 exons. The coding region runs from base 1 to 549 and encodes 182 amino acids. Gene Ontology annotation, cellular component: ribonuclease P complex.